Linum trigynum is the source of this 1080-nucleotide messenger RNA. NCBI's taxonomy places the organism in Eukaryota, Viridiplantae, Streptophyta, Magnoliopsida, Malpighiales, Linaceae. The record is from the annotation of a GenBank genome assembly.
AUGGCGAAAUCACCGGAGACAGAGCACCCACAGAAGGCAUUUGGCUGGGCCGCCAGAGACAGCUCCGGCGUCCUCUCGCCCUUCAAUUUCUCCCGCAGGGAAAAUGGAGAUGAAGAUGUGACCAUAAAGAUCCAUUUCUGUGGGAUCUGCCACUCUGACUUGCAUGCCAUCAAGAAUGAGUGGGGCUUUGCUCAUUACCCCAUGGUUCCAGGGCACGAGAUCGUUGGCAUUGUGAUGAAAUCCGGUAAAAAUGUUGAGAAGUUCAGAGAGGGGGAUCGAGUGGGAGUUGGAGUGAUGGUGGGAUCAUGCAUGUCAUGCGAUUACUGCAACCAGGACCUGGAGAACUACUGCCCAAAAAUGAUAUUCACCUACAACUCCGUCUACCAUGAUGGAACUGCAAACUAUGGUGGAUAUUCUGAUAUGAUCGUCGUUGAUCAGCACUUCGUGGUCCGGUUUCCUGACACCAUGCCAUUCGAUGCUGGGGCUCCAUUGCUGUGUGCUGGAGUGACUGUGUACAGCCCCAUGAAGUACUAUGGAAUGACUGAGCCAGGGAAGCACUUGGGAAUUGUUGGGCUCGGUGGGCUUGGACAUGUUGCUGUGAAGAUUGCUAAAGCUUUUGGGUUGAAAGUUACUGUGAUUAGUCACUCGCCGGGGAAGGAGACUGAGGCUGUUGAUAGGUUGGGAGCUGAUGGGUUCCUUGUCAGCAGUGAUCCUCUAAAAAUCAAGGCUGCUUUUGGUAGCAUGGAUUACAUAAUCGACACAGUCUCAUCAGUUCAUGCGCUGACACCACUCCUAGCCCUUCUGAAGCCUAAUGGGAAGCUGAUCACUCUAGGCUUGCCUGACAAGCCCCUUGAGCUUCCCAUGUUCCCUCUAGUUUUAGGUCGAAAGCUGGUGGGAGGAAGCGACAUAGGAGGGAUGAAGGAGACGCAAGAGAUGCUCGACUUUUGCGCGAAGCACAGCAUCACAGCAGAUGUCGAGGUGAUCUCCAUGGAUCAAGUCAAUGUCGCCAUGGCGAGGCUUGCCAAGUCGGAUGUCAGAUACCGAUUUGUAAUCGAUGUUGCCAACUCCUUGUCGAAAUGA